GUCGAUCGGAUCUUGGGUUCACGAAAAGGAAAUGUUUCCAUAGCUACGUGUUGCUUGCGCGUGCGCAAAUUGUCUAUUUUAAUCGUGAAACGCCCUCUGCAUGCGCAUAGUUUGGCCAAAAUUGGGGAAGUGAAAGCCAACGGUGUCGGUGAAGUUUCCAUAAUCGGGGCUUUUUUAUUACUCAUCUAAAAUCUCAAUGACUCAAUGAAUUUGGAAGGUUGUGAGAGAUAAAAGACUUUUCUGAGAUGGCGAAACCAGAUUUUCCGCGGGCUACCCCAACACCUGCCAUUCCACCUAGCCCUGUGUCUGUCAAAGGGCUUAAUAAAGGGCAGCUAUCAUUGAAGAGUAGCCCAUACUCGUCAAACAACAAGAGAGCGCUCAACCAGAAUGAUGUGAUCAAUGGUCUUAACAUCCACUAUAAAAAGCUAGGCUCAGCUAAAUCACGUAUUGAUGCAGGAGUUCCAAAAUCAUGGACAUCAAGUACAAUAAAGCGGGACCAGUUAAAGCGACAAGCCAUGGAAAAGCAGAGAAAGAAGUUACAAAGUACCAAGAAAACUUCUUCAUCUAGGCCUGCUUCAAGGAAUACAACAAAUGACCCUGAUUUAGACUUGGAUGAAGACCUUGCCAAGUAUGGAAUCUCUGAUCUGCGAGGUCCUCGGAAUGCGUCUAUGACCCCUCAACCGUACCGCCCCCGCAGUGCAUACUCAGACGUGAACAGACCACACACCAGCCAAUCACACAACUACAAUUCAAACCAAUACAGGAACAAUAAGAACGCCGACAUGCAAGGCACAAUGACUCUGGACUACCAAAGCCGAACACCAAGAAAGGAAUCAGCGGACAUUCUAGACAAGCGAGCAGAUAAGUUUACAGAGUCGCGAAAGCUGUUCACUCCAAGAACAUUAAAAACGGGUGCCACUUCAAGACUUGCUCAAUCUAAGAACUAUAAUGCACCAAAGAGGAAAGGAGGUGCUAAGGAACUAAAUGAAACUGGAAGGUUAGAGAGAGAACUACAGUGGAAUGAAAACAAUACAAGAACCCUACAUUCCAGAGAGCAGCUUGAGGAGCUAGAAGAGCGAGAUCGACGAGAGAACGCCCGUCUCCAGAGGGCCGAGGAUCAUCUAAGAUGGGUGGAAGAACAAGCUAUGAGGAUACAGUCUCUAGAACUCGAAGGGGAGGAGGAUGAGAUAGGACCGAUGACAUCGAGUCUCAAGCCGUCCAGAAAAGGGCCUCGACAGCAACUUGGUGGAACUCAAGAUUUGAAUGUUAGCUACGGCAAUCAGUCACUCAGGUCAGAACUUGCUUCGAUGACGUACAGAACACCAGAACAAGUAUCAAAGCGGAUGCAAGAAGAGGAGGAAGAAUUGAGAUACCUGGAGUUUGUUACUGAUGUAACCAAUGAUGUAUUGAACAGAGGCAUCUAUACAAAUACGGUCCUGAAGCAAGUCUUUGAAUCACAUAUAGACAAGAAUAAAGGCAGACUAGAUGAGGGAAGAAUGAGGCAUUUGAUGACUCAACUCAAAGAAGACCUAGCAAUUCCAUCUGCAGAUGAUAUUGGUGAUGGGACGUGACCUUUGAACCCCAACAAAAUAUCUUGCAAUACUAAUUUCUUAUUCACACUCAUCUGUCCGUGAUCAUGGGAUAUACCUAUGAAUUGUAUUUCAGUCUGGAUAUCAAUAUUAUUAUCUAGAAUAGAUUUAAUGGGACAGAGUACUUACACUGACAAUAGAAAAGUUUUAUUUUUAUAAUUAAGCCAGUGUUUGCCGAUGCAUGUAUGGAAAGCCAUGAUUAUUAACUUCGAUUUAUCAUUAUCGAGACAUUAGAAUUGGACGUUUUAGCCGGCGUAUGGCAAGCCAUUUUAACAUUUAAUCCUCUUUCUCAAUAUCAAAAAUUGCCAUUUGUUAAAAGUAUAAAAAUUAAAUAUUCAUUUCAAGAUGUAGGCUUGCCAUAUGUGCAUCAGCCUACGCUGGGUAAAAAUCAUUGAGGUUCGUUAGCCUGUUAAAUUGAAUAUAUCGUAAGAUCUUAAUAUUGUGUUUUAAACACAAUAUUAAGAUCUUACGAUAUAUUCAAUUUAAGAGGCAUUUAAGAUGAUUAUAGCAAUUGUGCAAACAAACCUGAAUUCAUGUGCCUCUCAUGCACCUUUGUCUUUCAUGAAUGAAUGUGAGGUUUGUAUGUUGUGAGUUACGUACUGUGUGCAAGAGUAUAUUUGAUGAGCAAAAUACAUGUAGAUAAAUGAUAUUUACAUUUUUAGGUCAAAUGUUGCAGCUAUUUAAUUAUUUGAUUUAUAUGUGACCUGUUGAUGUUUAGAUUAAUGACACAAUUCAAAUUCAUUCCAACUUCUUUCCUAAAAUAUUUUUCCAAAAUGUUAUCAUUUUUUCAGACUCAUAUACCUAGAAAUCAAUGAAUUGUAUGAUUUGAUAGUAUAUAGAUCAUGAAAUGUGCAAAUGAAAAGAAAAACUACUAAGGCAGAAUUUUUCCAGUAGUAUAUUAAGUUUUAUUAUGGUGUCAUGGAUUGUGCUUUUACUUCCUGUUCGGCGAUAGGAAAAAUAGUGUUGAAAUAUAAAGUUUGAUCUUUGCCUUCUGCUAUAAGAAAUCCUAAUUAACUUUGUAGCCUGUUACCCUCAAGUGAUACAGUAGCAUAAGUGUCACUUUUGGAAAUUAAUCCUAAAAGAGCCCAGUCUAUAUAAAGUAAAACAUAUUACUUACUGUUUGUAAUGUGAAGGGGAUUGUAUAAGAAACAAUGUGCAAAUGGUGUGGAUCAUUUUUUCUUGAAAUUUUGAAGUUAUUAUUUUAGUGUGACAACAAAAGUUUAAAAUGGAAUUGGAGAUGGCCUCACCAGACAGAGUGCUGUAUUUCCUUACAAUUUGACCGAAUCAGUUAAAAACAUUUUAGAAAAUAGCACAUUCUACAAAGUCCUAUUAAUGUUAAGAAGAAUGCAUGGAGGGGGGGUUGUCAAAUUGUUAUAUCUAGCUACCUAUUUUGUUAUUUACAUGUACAUUUAAUGACAGAAAUUUGAAGGAAGAGGUAUAAUCUUUAAAGACGAAUUAUAAACAGAAACUUACAUUAGUUGUACAUCCACAUAUACAGUGCAUAUCAAUAAAAAGUUUACACUUUGAAAAAGUUCUGGGAAUUAAAAAAAAUGUACAAUGUAGGGACUCUUUUUUUUUUUACAUAUAUUCUUUGGUUUGGGUCUCAUCUAUUCAAUGAAUGUAAAAUGUUGACAGAACGUUACACUUGAGUGAGCACUGUCCAUUUUUGUAAAGCUCUCAUAAAUCGUUUUGCGCAGAAAUACUCAUUUCUCACUGUGUUAGUAAAAAAAGGUGAAAACAAACUGAACAUGCAGUACAUUUCUUUUGCAUUGUUAGCAAAAUGAAAUAAAAAAGAUAAAUUCAAACAUUUUGUAACAACUUUGCCACCCAAAUUAACAUUUUAACCUGAGGUCAGCAUAACCUUUCCCUUUUUGUGCCAGCUGGAUCUGAGGAUGUAAUUGAAUUUAAGCAAACCUUUAUUUUUGACAUCUCCAGCAUUCUUUCAAAAAAGUUUUUAUCAUUUUAAUUGGGACCACAUUUCAUAUUUUAUUUAAUACUUGUUUCUCCACACUCUUCCCAAGCUUGACAAUGAUUAACAAAACAAAAAUCAAGCCUAAGCUAUUUCACGUGACUCACAGCUCCGUGUAAAGCAGAUAUCAUGUUGGCCUCGGUAUGUGGAGGGGGGGGGGGGCUCAAUUGCGCUCUAAGAAGUGUUUUGGGCUAGGAAACAAGUUAAAGAUAUCUUCAAAUAAAUCUUCCUAGCUAAAAUUAAUGUGUUAUGAUUAACCUUUACUUUUAGUCAUAUAACUAUUUCUAAGUUCUGCGCAAAUCAUUUUUCAUGAACUUUUCAAAAGUUGCGCUCACUAUAGCGGAAAGAUUUUUUGACAGUUAUAUCGUCAUUCUCUUACAGAGAUCUGUAUCAAUGUUUAAACAUAGAAAAAUCUUCAGAAUAUUACAAAUAUAUAAUUUUACAGGAUUAUUUCUAAGUGCAAACUUUUUUAUAUGCAAUGUAGUUUGAUAUUUUUCUUCUCAAAUAUUCUUGAUUGAUACCAUGAAUUGCUUUUUAGUCUGCUGUGCAGACCCUUCACUCAAGUUAAGGGGUCUGAAUGCAAAGCCUACAAUGACUUGUUUAAAGAAGGCCCUCUCAUUCUGAAUUGAAAGAGUAAGUUAUAUCUGUGCUAGUCUCUUAGUAAUUUGUUAAAACAUGAAGUGAUUUCUUGAUAUUAAGAAUAAUACUGUCUUACACCAAAGUUACUGUUUCAUUAUCAAAAUAAUACUGUCAUACACCCAAGUUACUGUUUCAUUAUAGGAAUAAUACUUUCUCACACCAAAGUUACUGUUUCAUUAUCAGAAUAGUACUGUCUUACACCAAAGUGACUGUUUCAUUAUCAAAAUAAUACUGUCUUACACCUAUGUUACUGUUUCAUCUGUAAUAGCUCUAUGGUUUCAUUAUGGUUACUGUAUGCCUAACGCAAUAUUGUAGGUGUAAGUGUCACUCCGUCCUGCUUUACCGCAAUAUGUUACUUAGAUUACUUUGCAGUGAGAAGUUCAACUCGAUAAAUGUUAUUUUCUGGUAUAAGUUUAUCAUGUUUGACACAAUAGUUGUGUGAAAAUGCUUAUGUUAUAAGGGGGGCAUUUCAUGAAAGGACUCGUCGGACGUUUUAUCCGAAAAGUCCCAUUUUAUCGACAGUUAAAGUAAAAUCUUUGUUUUGUUUGAUUUUUCUUUAUCUGUUCAAAUCAUAUUAUUUUCAGCGUGGAAUUCAGUUGCCAUUGUAACAGUGCCUCUCAGCCGAUCAAAGUUAUCAGACCUGAUGGCUUGUCAGACAAAAUUUUUGAUGAAAUGCUCCCCAGGACUCUGAGUUAUUCUCAACUCUUUGUGAAAUACCCCCCCCCUAAAUUUAUUGGAAAAUAUCAAAGAAAAUUAAGGGAAAAAUCAUAUAUAUAGUGAAUCCUGAUUGUUACGAUACGCCCUUACAUGUACACAUGAAAAUAUCUGAAACUCUUGAUGUAGUAUAAUUGUUUAAACUUAAUGUUUUGCUAUUGUACACAUGUUAAAAAAAGUUCCUUGCAGGGGCAUACACUAGCUAAAACACCUUGAUUCUUGUGAUUUUGUACUCUUAAAAUUUCUAAGUAUACCAGAAAUGUACACAAUAGGUUUAUCAAAUUGUGGAAUUAUAUAUAAAAGCUGAGCAAAUGAUA
Messenger RNA from Lytechinus variegatus (green sea urchin), 5228 nucleotides. It is a transcript of the gene spata7, whose product is annotated as spermatogenesis-associated protein 7 homolog. The record is from RefSeq and is a predicted model, not a curated record. NCBI's taxonomy places the organism in Eukaryota, Metazoa, Echinodermata, Echinoidea, Temnopleuroida, Toxopneustidae. Bases 246 to 1571 code for a protein of 441 amino acids. The transcript is spliced from 10 exons. Gene Ontology annotation, biological process: microtubule cytoskeleton organization. Gene Ontology annotation, cellular component: ciliary basal body; axoneme.